Molecule: messenger RNA, 1696 nt
Organism: Paramecium sonneborni
Lineage: Eukaryota; Ciliophora; Oligohymenophorea; Peniculida; Parameciidae
Source: the annotation of a GenBank genome assembly
AUGCAAUAUACAAAAUUCUCCUUAAUUGAACAUCUGACAAAACGAAAUAUUAAAUGCUAUCAACACAACUAACCUUUGAGUUAUUUGGACAUGUCUAAGGUUUGUGAGGAUAGAUCAAGAAUGAAAUGUGAUAAUUGUUAGAAAAAUUAGUACUGCAUUAAAAUUUAAUAAUUCAACCAAUUAUGCGAACAAUUUUAUCAAAUUAGUAAGAAUUCAAACGAUUAGAUAAAAGAAACUUACAAGAAAAUAUAUUUAGACAUUUAAAAUAUCCUCAAUCAAAUGAAUGAUAAAAUUUAAAACUCAAUAUUUAAACCACUAUAUAGUGCUAAUUUCAUUAAGUGUUUGGAAUCAUAUCUAUUGUUUUUAUAUUCAUUUGAUCACAAUGUAAAUAAUUUAUCAUAUUUAGUAUGUUGCCAUUAAUAAAAUUAAUGAUAUUGGUCUUUAAGAAUUUGAAUACUUAACAUAAUGUAUGUCCGAAUAAGUUAAUUUUAAAGAAAUUGAAAAAAAAUUAAUUUUAAAACAAUAGGCUUUGGAUGACUAAAAAUAGGCUGAAUAAAAUUAAUAUUUAGAUUUAGUAUAACAAUUAAAUUAGUUGAUAAAUAAUUUUGUAAUGAAAAAUAAUUUAAUUAAUGCUUAAAUAUAGAAUUAAAAUAUAAAAAAUGAGUAAAUAGAUAUGGUAAAGACUGUAGAAAAAAAUGGUGUUUAAUUUUUUGAUUAAGAUGGAUAGAAAUUAAGUUCCAACUCAAGUUAAUCGAUAGCAGAUAUUCAAUUAAACUUCGAUUAAACUAUUCUAGCGGCAAGAUUUUGUGAACCAUGUACGAAUAUUUUUUUUUGGAAAUUAGAGGGAUUUCAAAAUAAAUGGAUUAAAGAUAAAACAUUAAAAAGUUAUUCAAAAACCUUAGUUUAUUUUAAAUUUAGUAAAUUAUAAAAUAUUUUAAUAACGAGUGGAUCAGAUGAUGAAAAUCAUGUUUAUCUAAAAACAACAAAAGCUCAAAUUAAAAUUUGGAUUUUAAAAGCAGACGUUUGGUUAAUUAAGCAAAUAUAUGAACCCUAACUUCAGCCAGGACUUGGAUAAUAAAGAAUAUAAUGUGCUACUUUCAAUCAAGAAGAAACUGAAAUUAUAUUUGCAGAAGGAACUCGUUUAGUUUUCUUGUAUGAACAAUAAUCUCGCUAUCUAUUAAAAUAUUAUUAAGAAAAAUCAAGCGAAUUAAUUACAUGUUUAUAAAUUUCAAGUGAUGGAAAAUUAUUAGCUGUUGGUGCUUGCGAUUAAAAGGUUAUUAUUUGGAAAAUAAAUGAAGCAAAAUUAAUUUUAUUUUAAAUAUUAAAAUUGUACAAUACUCCAAAAAGAAUCUUAUUUAGUAAAAACGAUUAAGAUUUAAUAAUUUGUACAAAGGAUGGUUUAGUACAUUGUUUUAAUAAUUAAGAUUCAAAAAAAAAUGAAUACAAAGAAAAUUAAAAAAUUUUUAAUAAUAUAUCUAAAAUUAGAACAAUAGAAUUUAAUAAAGAUUCAUCAAUAUUGGCAAUAGGAGGAGAAACUAAUAAAAUUUAAUUAUGGAAGAAGGAUGAUUAAAAUUAAUGGAAAUGCUUUAAUGAAUAUCAAUAAGAUAAUUUUAUAGAAUCUAUUUGUUUUGGAAAUAGUCCAGAUGUAAUUUAUGCAUCAAAUAAUAAUGAAAUAUAUAUACAUAAUAUAUUUUGA